Lichtheimia ornata is the source of this 2916-nucleotide messenger RNA. RefSeq lists its product as uncharacterized. The transcript is spliced from 10 exons. The record is from RefSeq and is a predicted model, not a curated record. Gene Ontology annotation, biological process: GPI anchor biosynthetic process; fungal-type cell wall organization. Gene Ontology annotation, cellular component: endoplasmic reticulum. Bases 1 to 2916 code for a protein of 971 amino acids. NCBI's taxonomy places the organism in Eukaryota, Fungi, Mucoromycota, Mucoromycetes, Mucorales, Lichtheimiaceae.
AUGGCUGGAAAAGUAUCAGUUUCAGCCGCAUCUGAGGUGCAACCGACCACUAUCACCAAGUUUGGUGGAAAGUAUGUCUCUUACGCACAUACCAUCUGUGCUUACAGUGCAUUCUUUCUUGCUUUGGCUGUUGGUUGCUACACCCACUAUUACAAGAUUGUUCGCAACGAGCAUUUUGGUUAUCCAGACGAAUGGUUUCCUAGUGUGAGCGCGACUACGGGUGACCGAUAUCCAGCUCGAGCCAUCUUUCAAAUCUUAAUUGCACUUACAUCCGGUCCCCGCUUUGCAUUGGUCUUUCUUUGGUACUUCUACACGACUCGAACAGCUCGCACAAGUUCUCGUGGAUUUGGCAUGUUCCUUUUGAUUGUUGGCAUUGUUCGCACUGUAUCUUGCGGUGGAUGGGUCUAUAUCACUUCUACUGAUGAUCACCUCACUCAUGAUAUCACCAUGAUCACCUACUUGGUUUGCACUCUGCCAUGGCAACUCGGUGUCGUUUAUACCAGCGCUCGCAACAAUCAACAAGCUUUAAAAUGGCGCCGUAUCUUCACAUUGGCCUUCUUCGCCACUUUGCCUCCCAUGAUCUAUUACUUUUUGCAACACAAGAUCCACAAAGUGCCUGGAGCUUAUACCACCUAUGCUUUCUUUGAGUGGUCGCUCAUCCUUUACGAUGUUGCUUUCGACGCAGUGACGGCACUUGAUUUCCAGACAUUCGAACUUUCUCUGGUGGAUAUGUCGGGAGGUCAUGCUGGUGCAAUUCCAGUGACAAAGGAAGGCCCUGAAGAUACCAUUUCGCCUACAUUCUUACGUUCUCUAAUUGCCAUGCGUGGAUACGCCACCGAAGCUUAUCUUGCCUUUGUCUUUUGGUCGAUGCUUACAUCAUUGGCUUUGCUUAUUUGGUACUUCCCCUUGUGGUAUAUGGGUAUCUCUGGAUAUGAAGCUUUCUUGUUGAUCACUGUUGCACCCAUGUUCCUUGGCAUCCGCCCUCUCCGUCAACUCAUGGCCAAGUACCGUGGCGUGUUCCAUUUGUUCUCAUUGAUCGGUGUUGCAUCCUAUGCAUUCCAAGACCCUGCAUAUCGUCUCUCGCUUACAGCUAUUGGUUUGGCGAUCAGCACAAUGACUUGGACCGCCACAUGGUUUGAAGCACGCGCCCAUGUGGGUAGUUUGGAAAGAUCGAUUCUCAUUUGGGGUAUUGGAUUGGUGUUGCACAAUGUGGUCAAGAUGGCGUGGUGGACCGAAAACCCCAUUUGGCCUAUUAUGCACGAAGCAAAUGGUGGCCGCAAUAUGAUUGGCAUUAUUCUCGGUGUCGUUGCAGCCAUUGAAGUGAUUGUUCGCGAUUUCAACUCUCCUUCAACUCAUCAUCUUGUCGAGCAUGAUCUUGGACCUGCAUCUCCCGGUCAAACAACUGAAAACAGCAGCUGGCUCAUGGCAUCUUCUGGUUUUGGUGCUGUUCUCUUUGCACUUCAUUCAAUGUAUUCGGAUUCAUCCACUAUCAUGCGUUGGACUGUUGAUGGCUAUCCCAACUAUGGCCCUGAGCCUGUCCCAUGGGGUGUCGCCACAAUUGCAGCUCUUGGCUUGGGUCUUUGGAUUUCUUCUAUGCGUCGUAUCACUACAAGCAUUGCUUGGUAUGCUGUUGGAUGUCUUGGAUGUGCCGUCUUUUACUGCUCAGCUGGAUGGAAUGCCUAUUAUGGUGGUCUUGUGCUUGGCUUUUAUCUCAUGUCGAUUAUGCCAGCCACGGUUCGUGCCAUCACCACCCAUCCUCCUUUCAAGACUCUUUUUACUGGUUUCAUGGUUUACAAUGUGUUGUGCCUUGCUCACGUGUGGGUUGUUGCAUACGAAUUCGUCCCUGGUGGCGUGUAUGCUCGUGAACGCACCAAUUGGAUCUUGGUCACAUUGAUGCUCCUUAUUGGUUGUGGUGUCCUUAAUGCACACAAGCAGGCUACUAUGGAUAGUCAGUUUAAAAAGAUGGCUCAAUUACACAUCAUCAAGACCGCACGCACUCUCACACGUGUUGCUAUUGUAUCAUCGGUGAUUGCAUCGGCUGUGAUUGCUACCAACCGCGUCAUUUCAGCUGUCACCCCUGCCCCUUAUCGCCCUGCCGAAAAGUCCUUCACAGCUGCUAUUUGGACCAUUCACUUUGCAUUGGAUAAUGACAUGUGGGCAAGUGAAAUUCGUAUGCGCGAUGCUAUUCGUGAUUUGGAAUUGGAUGUUGUUGGUCUUUUGGAAUCCGAUACCAUGCGCAUUAUCAUGGGUAACCGUGAUUGGGCCCAAUUUAUUGCAGAGGAUUUGGGAUACUAUGUGGACUACGGACCAUCAUCGAUGAAGCACACUUGGGGAUGCUUGAUGCUUUCCAAAUUCCCUAUCUUACAAUCGGAGCACCACUUGUUGCCUUCUCCUGAUGGUGAAUUGGCAUGUGCCAUUCAUGCUACCUUGGAUGUGUAUGGUCAGCCUGUUGACUUUAUCGUGAGCCACAAUGGCCAAGAAGAGAACCCCGAGGAUAGACGCCAGCAAACUACCGAAUUAGCACGUAUCAUGCGCACCAGCACCAACCCAUUUGUCUUUUUGGGCUAUGUCGUGACCAAGCCGAAGCAACCCAACUAUUACAUCUUAUUCGAUGAUGGCGAUAUGAAUGAUAUUGACCCAACUGAUUGGGAUCGUUGGUGUGAAUAUGUGGGCUACCGUGGUUUGCGUCGUAUCGGCUAUGCUCGUGUCAGCCACGGUAAGAUUACGGACACUGAGAUUCAGACCGGCAAGUUCCAAGUGGUGGAUAACCCACGCGAUUACUGGAAGGCAUCCUAUGAGCGUAUUGAUGAAUCGCAAGUCCCUGCUGCUUUGCGAUAUCCUACCAUGUUCCGUGGUAGAGGUAUUCGUGGCCAUCGUUACCACGUCUUUAAUGAACCCCGCUACUUUGUUCACUAA